This is a messenger RNA of Choloepus didactylus (southern two-toed sloth), 2818 nucleotides long. It is a transcript of the gene MDFIC2, whose product is annotated as MyoD family inhibitor domain containing 2. NCBI's taxonomy places the organism in Eukaryota, Metazoa, Chordata, Mammalia, Pilosa, Megalonychidae. The record is from RefSeq and is a predicted model, not a curated record. The transcript is spliced from 5 exons. Bases 342 to 950 code for a protein of 202 amino acids.
UCCAUCAAUUUGAAGAGAGUUCAUUAUUUUUGUUGUAUUUUACAGAGUGUCAUUUUAAAUAAGUGCUAGCCUGGAGAAAGUCUUUACUGUUUUGAACCACAGGCUUUAUAUUACCUUAAAAAGAAAUACAAAAAAAAAAACCUCUCAGCCGCAAGUUGGAUGCUUCUGGCAGCAGUACAAAUCUAGCACCACCCAGGGAGAGAGUGUAUUUGCUUCUCUGCUCACUCCUGUCAGGGUAGAGGAAUGCUGGACAUCGAGCGACAACAAGGGAGGCUGGCCAGAGCAUCAUCACACUGCUGCCUAGUCCCAAACCUUGGGCCUCCUCCUUUUGGAAUACACAGAUGUCAGAAACUGAGCUGAAGAAGAUAAAAGUAAGAACAGCUGAGAAUUCUGAAAAUGAUAAAAAUAACGUAUCUUGGUUGAAUGAAGAAUUAUCCAGCUCAACUCAAAAUCCUCUGGGAGAUCCUGAUACGCAACUUACAAAGGAAAAGCAUGCAGACGAAAAACCCAUUAAUGCUAUCGUUAUAAAUUCAGUAUCUGAAUUCAGUAUCACAGAUGGACCAGCCAAGGAAACCCCCAAUGAGAAAAAACUGUCAGAAUCCAGCACAUCACUUUCCUCCCUUGAAGAAUGCCAAACAAAAUUUUCCUACCUCCAAAAUGAUACUUCAGUUCAUCAGAGAGACACUGAUGAUGAGUGUGCCUCCCUUAUCCUCGCCUGUUUGUUUUGCCAGUUUUUAGAUUGUCUCCUGAUGCUCCCAGAUACAUGUGAAACAGUGUGCACCAACCUGUGCUGCCCCUCCUACAGGUAUCACCACACCUCAGAUGAAAACCACUCUCGGAAUGAUUGCAACUGCAACUGUGACAUGGACUGCAGCCUUUUUGAAUCCUGCCAUGAGACCAGCGAGUGUCUGGAGCUGGCCAUGGAGAUAUCAGAAAUAUGUUACCGCUAGCAUUAAGGAAGUAACCACAUUCCAGCAGACCCUUUGGCGGCCACGGGAGACUUCAUCCAACCAGACUGAUUUUCAUGUGCUGAAAUGUAAGGACUGUACACAUUUCUUGGAUGCUACAGGCCAUUUUAUUCUGCACCUGCCUGGGAAAACUAGUAUUGUCGACUAAAUGGUCUUAUUCCAAAUUUCACAACCGCAUGGCUCACUGAAAAGUAAAAUUCUUGAUCACAUAUGCUGAACUAAUCUUAAAUACCUCUUAAAUACCAUAGGUACAAGAUGUUUUUUGACUAUAAAAUGGCAUGCUAAACCACUCUGUGUAUUGCACUCAUCAGCUUGCAUCAUGGAUCCAACCUCAUUCACAAAUUCAGGACAAAUUAGAACAUUCUUUUAUAAUUGAAAUACAUUAGCUCAUCUUUCUAAUGAACUCAUGCAUAAACAUUAUGCAUUGGUGGUUAUUAUUAAUAAUGUAUUGUAUAACAUCAAUUUGUAAUUAAAAAUUUAUUUAUACAAUCCCUUUAAAUUCACUUAUAUGUAUAGUUUAGGUAGGAGGGGGAAUUAAAUGAAUGAGAAACCAUGUUCUUGUAAUUAUAAGAGAUGCCUCUAAAACAUCUCCAGUGAAUUUUGAAUAUGGUGUACUUCAAGAGAGUACUGUAAUUCUAGACCAUAUUAUUAAAUGUCUAUGACUAUGUCAUAACAGGUUAUGCAUAUUCUUAAUUUGUUACAGAAAGGCUCUUCUUUAUUCUAAUGAACAUAAAUGGGAAUUAUGUGCAAGUUUCAAGAAAAUGACCUCAGAUAAUCAUUUCUUCAUUUUCCUCAUUUCUGUUUGUCAGGUACAAUAAGCAACAGGAUAUUAAAACAGAAUCAGGUCAUUUUACCAAUCUAUCCUUUCUAUAAGCACACAAAAGAAAUACACAUGCAGAUACUUACUUAGCCCAGAGUUUUCAAAUACAGCAUGUGCUUCAGAAAUCACACCUUUUUUUCCUUUUUCUAAUAAUUAAAUUAAGCACUUCUUCAUAUGAAAAAAAUAAUAUGCAAUAUAAACUGGAAACUGAUUUUCAACUCAAAUAAAUUAAAAGAAAUAACUUGUGGGGGGAAACACAUCUAUAUUAGAGUUACUUCAGAAUCUUUUCUUUCUGUAGGCAUGACUCUAUAGUUAAUAAGCAAAUACAUUGCUCAAUAAUUUGUGCUUCUAUAUUCCUAUGGUGAUAUCUCAAUAUACUCAUUGAGCAUAAACGGCAUAAUGUAUCAAUAACCAAACAAAGAAGAGAACAGUGAAAUGGAGAAUUGAGGGAAUUUUUUGCUAUCUAGGCAAACAAAAACUUUGAAAUACCUUUUUUUUUGGCCUCACUUAGGUAAUUACAUGCAAAAGCAACAUUUGUUUUGUUUCUGUAACAUAGUAUAUUUGUCUGUAAUAAUUUCCCCCAAACCUUGAAAACGAUUAAUCUUUUAAAAAUAUUUUAAGCUACUGCUAACAAAACAUUUAACUGCUUUUGACUUGCUCCUGACAGUGCAGGACAUCCUUGGUUAACACUAGCUUCAGUUCUUAUUUGGCUAUUAUGUUACAAAAAAUAGAGCAUAAGAGUGUCCCUCACAUCCCUAAAACAACAGUCUCUCUAAAGCUCUUUUUUCAGACGCUCAAAGAGACAAUUCUAUGAAAAAUUUGCAGAUCAUUAGGGGGAAAAAUUAGAUUCUUACAGCAGCAGGAAGGGAAUGCAGGGCUGUUCUUAUUUAACAUUAUCAUUUUUCAUAAGAGGACAUGGUAGCCCCAAGAAGUAAACUAACUCAUCCAAGCUCAUAUGGUGAGUUAACGGCAGUGUCAGGAACUCUCUAACUCAUGGUCUAGUUUUCUGAUCGCACUCUACCACUCUGUA